Molecule: messenger RNA, 678 nt
Organism: Symbiodinium natans
Lineage: Eukaryota; Dinophyceae; Suessiales; Symbiodiniaceae
Source: the annotation of a GenBank genome assembly
AUGGACCCGAGCUACUCCUAUUUCAAAGCAUCCGCAGCCCAGCUCAAGGUGGAGGCGCAGAAGGGAGGCGCUGCACUGGAGGGGUGCGUCCACGUGCCGAAGCUGGGACUGGGGCUGAACAUGGAUGGGAUGAAGCAGUCCGACCGGCCCACAACCAAGGAAGAAUUCCUGGAGAAGUUGACUGCUGCAAAGGCCUUGCCGCCAGACCAGUCGCACCCCAUCAUCACACACUGCGGGAAUGGUGGCCGGGGUGGCAAAGCGGCUGCGCUACUCCGGGAGCUGGGUUACUGGAAUGCCCACAACGGCGGCUCCCCAGACCGGAUCCGACUGGCCCGGACCCGGCCUGCGGCCGCAGCGUCGCCCUCGCAGCCACCUGCAAUUGCCGAGAGCUCUGUACUGGCCAGCUUGCAGGAGCCCAUCAUCAUCGACGCCAGGGACCCCAACGAGGUAGAGGGAGGCAAGGGCGGCGCUGCCCUUGAAGGCUGCCUCCAUAUACCGCUGAACAUGGACGGCCUGAAGCAAACUGAGCGGCCCACCACUACCGAAGAGUUCUUCGCCAAGCUUCAGGCAGCAGGAGGGCUUCCUUCGGAUCAUGGAGCGCCCAUCAUCUGCCACUGUGGCGGUGGUGGCCGUGGGGGCAAGAGUGCCCUGAUUCUGAGGCCAGAGCCCUUCAGCUAG